Drosophila teissieri is the source of this 456-nucleotide messenger RNA. RefSeq lists its product as uncharacterized. The record is from RefSeq and is a predicted model, not a curated record. The annotation marks the transcript as partial. NCBI's taxonomy places the organism in Eukaryota, Metazoa, Arthropoda, Insecta, Diptera, Drosophilidae. The transcript has 2 exons.
UUUACGAUCUUGGUUCUCCAAGUCAUCUGUUUGGCUAAAGCGACUGAGUACCAGUUAACAUUGGACGACGAUGGCUUUCUAGCACCUUGCGAGAAUCAGCCUGACAACCCUUUUAGUUUGGAAGCGAUAUUGGAAAGUUCUUCUCUUACAAUACACAGCCUUGGUUCUAAAGUUCGAAUUUAAGGAGAGCACAAGGUGGUCUUUAAAGAUGUCCAUCCAGGAGACACAUUGAAAAUGUUUGGUCAAGUCUAUCGGCUGGAAAAGGGCACUUGGCAGAAGACUAUGCUUACCGCCAGCUCCAAUAACUUUUGCAAAAACAUGUUUGAUAAGAACCAAUACUUGUAUAAUUUCUGGACAAAGUAUAUUAAUAACUCCGACGAGAUCAAGGAAAAGUGCAACUUAAAGCGCCCAGUGUUCAUUUGCGUGGAGUUCCGUGGCACUGCAGAGCACCUCUAA